Messenger RNA from Kalmanozyma brasiliensis GHG001, 1677 nucleotides. RefSeq lists its product as uncharacterized. The coding region runs from base 1 to 1677 and encodes 558 amino acids. The record is from RefSeq and is a predicted model, not a curated record. Lineage: Eukaryota; Fungi; Basidiomycota; Ustilaginomycetes; Ustilaginales. The transcript has a single exon.
AUGAACACUUCAAAUCAGCAAUACUACGGCGGCAACAACGCCUACCAGACCCGCUCCGAUCUUCUUUCUGGUCUGCGCACCGAGGGUCUUGGCCUCGGUUCCGUCUUUUCCUCUCAGGCCAGCUCGCAGCAGUCCGCUGGCCGCAACCACGCCUCGUCCGGCUACCCGCAAACCGCCUACCCACAGCAACAGCAGCAGCAGCAGCAGCAAUAUCAGCAGCCGCAGAGCAAUGCAUACCGAACGCAAGACUCGCUUCGAGACAUUUCUGCGCUGCAAGCCAGUCUUGAGGACCAGCUGACUGCCAUGCGCCUGCAGUCCAACCCCUCCUAUGGGCAGCACGAUGCACAGCCCAACUACCAAGGCUACCACCAUGGAUUCGGCAACCAACAGCAGCAGCAAUACGCUCACCAACAGCACCCGCACCAGCAGCAAUACAUGCAGAUGCAGCUUCAGCAACAGCUUUCUCAGCAGCAGGCGGCAGUGCAGCAACAAAAGAUGGAGCUGCUUCGCCUUCAAGCGCUUCAGAGACAGCAGCAGGAGCAGCAGCAUCUGCAGUAUGGUCAGCAACAGUACGGCCAGCAGCAGCUCGCGGCUCAGCAGCGUUUGCUUCUCUCCCAACUUCAAGGAGGCAACAGCGAAUUAGACGGCGGAUAUUCCGCAGCCUCUUCUGCGCAGGAGCAGAGGCAGGCGGCUCAGGCUAGCAUUCAGGCCAGUCUGCGACAGCGCCAGGUCCAGCAGCUGUACCAGACCAUCGGUCUCGAGAGCGAUACCUACCAAAACUACUCGCAACAGCCGGCCAUGCAGCAUCAGCAGCAUCAGCAGCAAUCGCAGCAACAGUUGCAGCUUCAGAACAUCCUCAACCGCCACACUCGUAAGGUGAGCAGUGAAGGCCCGUCACCUUCCCGCACGCCUUUGGAUCAGCGAAGCUGGCGAGGAGGUGCUGCUCCUAGUGACGACAGGCUUCCCACGCCUCCCGGACACCGUGGCAGCUCGCCUGCAUCCAGCGUGCAUUCUCGCAAGGCGAUGCGACCUUCCUCAGGUACAGCCGAGAGCAUCCAGUCGAUGCGCUCCCGCACUGUCACCCCUUCCAUCGUCAUUGACGACAGUGCCUCGGAAGGCUCGCGAGCUCAGUCCGAAAGCGACCGCGUCGAAGGCGAUCAAACGCCCGAGACGAGCGAAGAGGACCUUGAGAUCAAUUCGCCCUUUGUCAAGGCUUUGUCGAGCACGCCCACCCCGCAGAACUUGACGCUGCAAAGGCAAGGACUCAACAACGGUCGCUAUGGCUCGCUAGGCCGAAGCGUCGCCAGCGCUCCCACUUCGACCAGCACAACGCCUCCUAUCACUGCUCCCAAAGCGAUCCCGCGUGCCAUCCACCUGUCGGCAGCACCUCAGCAUCGGGCAUUCAAGACCAACGCCUCGUCGCCAGAUGGCAGUCAGACGAUCAACAACGCUGGUCUUACACUGCCACCCAUCCAGCCGCGUCGCCAGCCCAAGGGACAGCCCAACGAUUUUCAGAAAGUCAACUUCCAGGCUCGCAUGAACAGCCGCCUGCGCAAGGACGCCAUGUCCAAGCUCUGUGCCAGUCCGCGUGCAGCCAGCUUCGGCGGCAACGGCAUGAGCUUCGGCGCUCGCUUGUCCAGCGCCGGCAGCAGCGUAGGUGUGCCUGCUGGGCCUUGA